Molecule: messenger RNA, 7046 nt
Organism: Odontomachus brunneus
Lineage: Eukaryota; Metazoa; Arthropoda; Insecta; Hymenoptera; Formicidae
Gene: rdgA
Product: eye-specific diacylglycerol kinase
Exons: 11
Coding region: 1446-5381 (1311 amino acids)
Biological process (GO): lipid phosphorylation; diacylglycerol metabolic process; intracellular signal transduction
Molecular function (GO): protein binding; ATP-dependent diacylglycerol kinase activity
Source: RefSeq, a predicted model, not a curated record
GUUGCGUCGUGCUUUCGGCUUACUGAAACGAUUCGACUGUCUUGAAGCCGAAGUCGGAGAAGCUUUCACCAUCCUGUCAUUGGAAACCGUGACAUCUCGUUGAUCGCCAAUAUCCUCAACGAGAGGAAUGCUUGAUGACGUCGUAAGCGUUGAACCUUGAAGACGUUAACGACAAGAACGUCUCACGACGUUCUGAUAUUGAGAUCAAUCGAUCUCCGGUCUUAAAGUUGCCGAAGCACGACAUCGCGCCUCGUGCUGCGCCAGCGAUGUUCACCACUUCCUAUCGACGAGAAUCAACGAUGUUAUCACGCGUCACCGUGAAAAUAAAUUCCGGUGCUGGCAAGCUCGAUCGAUGCUGCUAGUCACUCAAGAGGAGAGAGCCGCAUCGCGAGGGUGGCAGAGAGGAGAAGGGGAAGAGUAGAGAGAGGGUGAGUGAGUUAGCGUGAGGGUGGUCGGGUGAUAGCCAUUGAGAGUGGGUAGAUAUGAGAAAAGGGGGGGAAACACAGAAAAGAAACGAGUGAUAUUGAGACAGAAACGAUGUCUGAGAUAAUGGCGAGAUAAAAGUUUGCGGCAACCUUGUAAUGCUAUCAAGUUUGCUGAGGUUGUUUUUGCCGGACGUGUGACCUUUCCCUUAUGGUUCACGCGUCGUUGGUCGAUGCACUCGAUAGCUGGAUGUGAGCUGAAUGACCCUUAAAGCUCACCACGAGCAGCUGCGACGAGAAACGGUCUGACCGCCAGUUUAAACGUAAUAACCCCGAAACACAUUAGAAUAAAGACUGAACGACAAUUUGAAGCAACAUCGAUUGGCAGCAAAUCGAAAUCAAAUAUGCGACGGAAAAGGAAGCACAAUGACUAUAGAUUCUUAUAAAAUUCGCAGGAUAUAGCGCGGAUGAACUUAUCCUUAGAAGACACUUAGAAAUGAACAGCUCUUCGCGUUCACCGGUCAAGCGAAAGAUCGUGUUGGAUUUGAACAAGCUUUAUCUCGAGUUCUCGUCCCGAAUUCUCGUCUUUCUCGAUAUCAACGUGCUUUUCAUGCGAAAAUUCGAUACCCUCCGUGACCUGACGAUCAAAGUUUAACAGAUUCGAGAAACAUAUUGAGCUGUUGAAGACAUCAAGGUCUCGCGUAAUACCGGCGGUGAAGGCACUUAGAAUGGGCUGCAAAUCAGCAGCAAAGUUCAAGCUGGAGGAAGAGACGACCGUGUCGUCGUCGUCGUCGUCGUCGUCUUUGUCAAAAUGUAAGCGCGCAGUCAAGCCGUUGGUCGAGCAGAAGGCGAUCCAUGAGCAGUGCGGCGGUACUAACGGCGUGUCCGAUCCCGAUGACGACGGGGAAGAGGAAAAAAGAAACACAGCCACGCGAUUAAUCCCAUUCAAGAGGUCGUUCUCGUCAGGUAGCGGAACGUCCGAAAGCGCACGCAACAGCGUUACCAGGUAGCUAUCAGACGAGAAUGCAGAGGCUGCGUACGACCUUCAAGAGGUCGCGCACUCCUACGGGAGCAGAGAUGAAGUCUCAAUCUAGCCUCGAGGUUCCCAAGCAGAUCCGCUCGGCUUCUUUCGACGAGAUACAGCUGCAGCCAAAACAGCAGGACGAUGCCCGGCCAGCUUCCUCGCCAUCCGUAUACUCUCCUCUAAACCAGGAUUCGACACGCGGUCGGCGAUCGUCCACUCUUAAGGUGCCACAACUGCAGACUGGCCAACGCUCCAAGAGCUUCGACGCGUACUCAGCGAGCUCUGGCUCGUCCUCCGGCAGCCAACUACUUCCCGUCGGAUUCGAGCGGCCGGAAACGCCGCUCAUCCAGGUCUCCGGUUGCUAUCACUGUGCCUGCGUCGAAGAGUACAGGAGGCUGACCGAGGAGGCGUCCAAGGACGACACCGAGACCGGCGACUCACGUGGCGAAAUUGACAACAGCACGGAUAUCUCCGAGAACGAGUCGGAUCACGAAGACGAACCCAAACGAGAAGGCAGUCCGGAAAUCUUGGUUACUCUGACGUCCGACGACGAGCAGGUGCCGCAAUGCGUCUCACCUACGGUAGACAUCAUGCCCGAGGCGCACCCCGAGGUCAGAAUGGAAUUCCCGGAGAGACAACGCAGGCUGUCCAGACAAGAGGCUCUGACCUGCUUCCCCCUGGAGUUACCUUCCGCAUCGAACGCGAGGAGCGAGGAAGAGAUGACGAAGAUGACCUCCACCGAGACGGAGGACGACGACGACGACGAAGAGAACUACGUGGACGAGGCGUGCAAGUCCAAGUUCAUCGUGCGGGACAUUUUCUUGACUGUACCGGAGCUGAAGAGAGAUCGUGCCGCCUCCGUGGACUCAUGUUUCAAUAACAAUAAGAACGGCAGCGGCGUCACCGACUCGGAUCUGCUGGCGGUGCCGCAGCAGAGCAUCAGAUCGAAAAGCGUCGACAUUGUGUUGCCGACGGACGUACGGACGAGGUAUACGGCGCUGCUACCAGGGAAAGAACGACGACCUUCGACAGGAGGGAGAGAGGAAGGUGACACGAGCAGUGAUCAACGCCAGCCGCGGUCGACACCAGAUUGGGGUUCACAUGCGUGUAAUGAAGAACACCUUUGGGUGCCAACCGCCGCGUCCGGCGAUUUCUGUUAUGUCAACGAUUGUUCCAAACAUGGACCCCGGUUGAAGUGUCCGGUUUGCCACAUUGUAACCCAUGCCUGCUGCAUCACGAGUUUAGAAUUUCCGUGCAAACCGAGUUUCCAUGAUGUGAGCGUGCGUCAGUAUCGCGAGCAAACGACCACUCACCACCAUUGGGUUCAUCGGCGAUCCCAAAAGGGUAAAUGCGCCAAUUGCGGCAAGUCCUUUCAAUCGAAGCUCAGCUUCGGCUCCAAGGAGAUUGUGGCGGUGAACUGCAGCUGGUGCAAGACCGCCUAUCACAACAAGGAGGCGUGCUUCAACGUCGAGAAGAUUGGCGAAGAUUGCGAAUUAGGUAGCCAUGCGUCGAUCAUAGUACCACCCUCGUGGAUUGUAAAACUUCCUCGGAAAGGUACUUUUAAGAGCAGCCUGAAGAAAUCCCCGAGGAAGAAGAAAUCCGUCGAUGGGUCCUCCGAGCGACGGAAAAGAAAAGACAGCGAUAAGGAAGAGGAGAAAGAGAAGGAGAAAAGUCAGGGGAUGCUGUGGGUCAUCAAGCCUAUACCCACCGCCACAGUGAAGCCGGUUUUGGUCUUCAUCAAUCCGAAAUCCGGCGGCAAUCAAGGCGCGAAGUUGCUACAAAAGUUUCAGUGGCUGCUCAACCCGAGACAGGUCUUCGAUUUAACGCAGGGUGGUCCGAAAAUGGGAUUAGAUCUUUUCAAGAAAGUUCCUAAUUUGCGCGUCUUGGCUUGCGGCGGCGACGGUACUGUCGGUUGGGUCUUAUCAAUCCUGGAUCAAAUCGGUGCAUAUCCACCGCCAGCGGUCGGCGUCCUUCCUCUAGGCACCGGGAAUGAUCUGGCGAGAGCGCUGGGAUGGGGUGGCGGUUAUACGGACGAGCCAAUCGGGAAGAUACUGACAAGUAUAGGUGACAGUGAGACUAUCUUAUUGGAUAGAUGGCAAUUGGAAGUCGAGAGAAACAACAAUGCUCAGAACGACGACGAUGGCAACAAGGGCAAGGAGAACUUACCGCUUAAUGUUGUUAACAAUUACUUCUCCCUAGGGGUGGACGCUCACAUCGCUUUGGAAUUUCAUGAAGCCCGAGAGGCCCAUCCGGAGAAAUUUAACUCCAGAUUGAGAAACAAGAUGUUCUACGGCCAGAUGGGUGGCAAGGACUUACUACGAAGGAAAUGGAAAGACCUUUCGGAGUUUGUCACGCUGGAGUGCGACGGCCAGGACAUGACGCCGAAAUUAAAGGAACAUCGAGUCCACGCCAUUGUGUUUCUGAAUAUUGCCUCUUACGGCGGUGGAACGCGUCCAUGGGGUGCAGGUAGUGGCACCAGGGAACCCGCCAUGGACGAUGGUCUGAUCGAGGUGGUUGGUUUGACCACGUACCAAUUGCCUCUUUUACAAGCAGGUGGACAUGGCACCUCUAUAGCGCAAUGCAGUAAGGCCAAGUUGGUGACAACUAGAACUAUACCGAUGCAGGUGGACGGCGAAGCUUGUCGUCUGCUACCGGCUACCAUAACUUUAAGUCUGCUGAACAAGGCCACGAUGUUGGUCAAGAGGAGAAACACGGGGAAGCCACGUCAGGACAUAGCGAGAUUGGAGAGGCUGAAGUUGCCUGUGCUGAAGAUAAAGAUGUCGGAUUACAAGACGUAUCAUCACGAUAAAAGCAAGUUGAAAGAUAUUGCAAAGCAGUUUCUGGCGGAACCGCUUGAUUUGGAUGCUACGACCGAUUUGGAAACGCUAAGGAAACUCUUGGCGAAAGAUCACAACAUGGAUUCUUGCUGUUUCGUCGAUUCGUGUACCGCGGAAAGAUUCUUCAGGAUUGAUCGCGCCCAGGAGCAAUUGCAUUACGUGACGGACGUCGCCGCAGAUGCCGUCUACGUUCUUGAAGAAGACGCUGCCCAACAAACUGAGGGUCAAAUCAUUGUGAGUCAUGAGAAGGAAGCAGCGGAAACUUGUCCAUGCGACGAAGGUUCGAAGGAGAUGUCAGCCGUGACGGAGGAGGAGAAACAACCGAUCUCGGGUGAUACCAAAGGCUCACAAGAACUGGAGCAGCAUGACAUCACGGAGAAAGAUAGACUCUCCAAGCAACUCGAGAGCGGCCUACCUGUCGAAGUAGAUAGUUCGAUCGCAAAUGCGGUCAAGCCAUCGACUACGGCGAGUCGAAGGAACUCCUUCUUGCUGAUGAGCGGAGUGCCUAAUAAGGAUGAGGACAUGGAGUCGGACUUUCCUGUAAACGGUGAGCCCCGGAAACAGGACUCUUCGGAGCAUCAGGCUGAUCGACCCAUCACUUUUAUCAGUCCCCGCGACAGACUCUUCGGGCUGAGCUCGGGAGUCCAUCGGUUCAGCACCGGGUUACUUGAGAAAACCUGCGACGGAAUACUGACAGCAGCGAAGAUCGGCGAUCUUCUUGCGUUGAAGCAGCUUCACGAGCAGGGCUACUCACUCUUGUCGAUCGACGCUAAUGGUCAAACGGCGCUUCAUCUCGCGUCCAAGCACGGCCACAAAGAAAUCGUCAGGUAUCUCAUCGCCUGCGCCCCACCAACGAUUUUGAAUAUGGUCGACAAUGACAAAGGACAAACCGCUUUACAUAAAGCAGCUCAGAACAGACGUCGUUCCAUUUGUUGUAUGCUUGUGGCGGGUGGCGCAGCAUUGAUGGUCAAAGAUCGGCUUGGACGCACGCCGCGAGAUCUUGCGUUGAUCGCGGAGGACUGCGAUCUAGCAGCGUAUCUAUACAGUCAAGAACAAUUUCAAUUGGUGACGGACGAGCAUAUGGAGAGCAUUCUUUGACCAACAGCGUGGAUCGUCCGAAUCGUCUUGAAGCACGACGAAAGUAGAACAACGAUCGACUUAUCGUCGGUCGUCAGUCCUGCGAUAUCUUUGCAGCAUUUUCUCUCGGCGACGUUACGUAAGUUUCUCGCCCGUGAUAAUCUAAUUAUUCUCGUUCGAUGUGUGGGUGUGCACAUGUCGGCGCAAUUACGUGUUUGCCAAACGUUGUUCUUUUGUCUUUUUUUUCUCGUCGAUUACUACAAAGUCUCUCUUUAGAAGCGUAUAUACACAUCCAACUAUCGCAUAUAUAUGAUUACGGUAUAUGCUAGAAUUAUAUAUACAUAUACAUACACCUAAUGACGCACUUAGCGAUUUUUAAUCGACAACAGGCCCUUAUUUUUCUCACUUGUGAACUUACCUGGCUCCACUUGCUUCCUUGUAUUCGGCAAGGUGGACCACACUCAGGCCGUGGAGCUUUUAGAAUGCUCCUGAGGUGAACGAAUUUAUUUCUCUCGCGCGACAUUUAAUGUCGCCAUGAUUCAAAAUGAGACAGUCGAUUUUUUUGAAUGUGUGUAUACAUACAUAUAUAUAAUAUAUACACGUACCGUAAAUUUUUAAAAGAACGUCACAAACUUCUGUGAGGCUAAGAAAAUAAAGAUAGUAAAAAAGAAUUUCAGCGGGCAGUUACUUUCUUACAGUUGAAAAAAACGAGUGUGUCUGUUCACACACAACGGGCCAGUCUGCGAUUGCGAGAUAUUUAAAUAUUCUGUGCCAACUGGCUGAAAUCAUAAAGGAAUAUUAAUGAUGAUGCCAAAUGAAGAUUAACUGUCUCACGUUGGAGCAUGCGCGGAAACUAUAUACGAACGUUUAUGAUCUCCACUUGAGGUGGGUGUUGUAAGCAAGUCCAUUGAUAAUCUAUUAGUUUAAAAAUUGUGAAAGAGAACAAAGGAUAAUUUUAGAGAAAGAACGAUAAGAAAAACAGUGGUAAACAUUCUAUAAACGAUACCAAAAUGUAAAAAGGGAACAACGUACGAACACCAAUUAGUAGUUAGAUGCGGUCUAUCGCUACUCUAUUGUACUGUUACUAUACUAUUAUAAUUAUUUUUCUGUCGAACCGCGUUACAUGCACAGGAUGUCCCAGAUCUAUUCUUACGUAGCGUUACGUCUCACGACGAUUAAACUGAGAGAAAUUGGAGCGUCAGCUUCGUCGUAAGUCGAAGAAUUUUGGCGAAUUAUUUAUUACGAAUUAUAUACGAUGCUUUUCUAGUGGAAGAUCUUCGAUUCUCGCCAAAAAAGGAAAAAUCUAUUCCCGAAAGUUCACCGAACAGUUUGUAGAUGCCGAAAUAUGGCGCGAAAUAUGAACGUCGGGACGUCCUGUACAUCGACCUAUAUACAUACGUGUAGAAUUUUGGAAAAUACAUACGCUCAUCGCUUGGAUUCGCGUAUAUUCUAUGAGAAGCUCAUAAGUCGAUACGAUCGUGCACGCAACGAGUAAGUCUCCUUCAUGCGUCUUAACCGAGCCCUAUUACUUAUCGAUGAUACGUCUGAUUCUCCGGAAUCUUGGUUCACAUUAUAUCGUAUUUUGAACACGUGUCAAGAGACUCGGUAGCGACAAGUAUAUUGUCAUUAUAUAUAUAAAUAUAUAUAAAUAUAUAUAUAUAUAUAUAUAUAUAUAUAUAUAUAUAU